ACUUCCUCCUCCAGCAGUGUCUAGUAACUGCUUCACAAACGGCAGCAGUAAACUGGAAUCUCUCCCACCGACCAGCCUGAAAUAUACACAUCAAGUAAACUGAGAAGAAUACACACGGUAAGGCACUGUUUCCAGCCUUUAUUGUUGAUAAUGUCAAACAAAGGUACUAGAAUGGAGGAACUAAGUUCUGCUUGCACCCACUUUUCACUUGACUUGUUUAAGACAUUAAGUCAAAAUAACCCUAAAGGAAAUAUAUUCUACUCUCCUAUAAGCAUCUCUGCUGCGAUGGCCAUGGUCUACAUGGGGACUAAGGGAAAAACAGCUGAGCAAAUAUCAAAGGCUAUGCAUUUUGAUGGAAUUAAAGAUCUUCAUACAAACUUCCAAACUCUGAAUGCUGAGAUUAAUAAGAAAUCCAGUUCCUCAUAUGCCCUUCAUCUGGCUAACCAGCUGUUUGGAGAAAAGACAUUCAAUUUCCAAACUGAAUUUCUAUCUUCUCUACAAAGUUUAUACCAUGCUAAGCUGGGCACUGUUGACUUCAUAACUGCAUGGGAAGCUGCUAGAAAGGAAAUCAAUACAUGGGUUUCAGAACAGACAAAAGGGAAAAUUCCAGAAGUGCUGCCUGCAGGAUCAGUGGAUGCAUCUACCAAAUUAGUGCUAGUGAAUGCUAUAUAUUUUAAAGGGGACUGGGCUAAGAAAUUCGAUACCACAAAUACAAAAGAAGUGCCAUUCAGAUUAAGCAAGAAUGAUCAGAAGCCAGUUAAAAUGAUGUAUCAGUUGAAGAAGUUUCCCUUCGGCUACGUCUCUGAAGUCAAUUGCCGUAUCCUAGAGCUGCCUUAUGUUGGAGGUGAGCUCAGUAUGAUUAUCCUCCUGCCAGACAACAUUGAUGAUGAUACUACUGGACUACAGAAGCUUGAAAAGGAGCUGACCUUAGAAAAAUUCCAAGAAUGGACAGGACCCGGAAAUAUGUAUCCAGUUGAUGUCCAUGUGCAUCUGCCCAAAUUCAAGCUAGAAGACACUUAUAAGCUUAAAUCACCAUUGUCUACUCUGGGAAUUGUGGAUGUCUUUGACAAGGGUCAUGCAGACCUGUCAGGGAUGUCAGGAUCCUGCAAUCUUUUCUUGUCUGAGGUCAUCCACAAGUCUUUUGUGGAGGUGAAUGAAGAAGGCACAGAAGCAGCGGCUGCCACUGCUGGCAUUGCGAUGGUAAUGAGCCUGCCACGGGAGGAGGAAUUCAAUGCUGAUCAUCCCUUUCUUUUCAUCAUUCGAGACAAUAAAAACGGCACCAUACUUUUCUUAGGCAGAUAUUGCUCUCCAUAGUAGGAUCAAUUGUGAUAAAACAAACUAAGUCUGCUAAUGUUUGUCUCAUAAAGCAAAGCAAAUAUGAAAAUAAAGUGCUGUGUUCUAGA
Messenger RNA from Pseudophryne corroboree (corroboree frog), 1403 nucleotides. It is a transcript of the gene SERPINB1, whose product is annotated as serpin family B member 1. Gene Ontology annotation, molecular function: serine-type endopeptidase inhibitor activity. The coding region runs from base 151 to 1314 and encodes 387 amino acids. The record is from RefSeq and is a predicted model, not a curated record. Gene Ontology annotation, biological process: negative regulation of endopeptidase activity. Lineage: Eukaryota; Metazoa; Chordata; Amphibia; Anura; Myobatrachidae. The transcript is spliced from 7 exons.